GGCGCCCCAACACCCAUGAGUGUCAGACAGGCAGAAAGCGCAGCCCCUCCCCAUAAGCCCAAACAAAAGGGGGAUGGGACGGUCGCGCGUCCCGCACCGCCGAGCCCGGCAUGGUCAUCUCUUCCUAGAGGGGUUGGAAGAAGCUGAGAUCUCCAGACAGAGCUGGACAUGCACUGCACUUUGACUAUGGAAACAGAGGCAAUUGAUGGCUACAUAACAUGUGACCAUGAGCUUUCCCCAGAAAGGGAGCACUCUAACAUGGCCAUUGACCUCACCUCAAGCACACCCAAUGGACAGCAUACCUCACCAAGUCACAUGACAAGCACAAAUUCAGUAAAGCUAGAAAUGCAAAGUGAUGAGGAGUCUGACAGGAAACCCCGCAGCCGGGAAGAAGGCCACGAUGAAGGAAGCAGCCUUGAAGAACCCCUCAUUGAGAGCAACGAGGUGGCAGACAACAGAAAGGUCCAGGAGCUUCAAGGAGAGGGAGGAAUCCGGCUUCCGAAUGGUAAACUGAAAUGUGACGUCUGUGGCAUGGUUUGCAUUGGGCCCAAUGUGCUUAUGGUACAUAAAAGGAGCCACACUGGGGAGCGCCCCUUCCACUGUAACCAAUGUGGAGCUUCUUUCACACAGAAGGGAAACCUAUUGAGGCACAUAAAGUUGCACUCUGGGGAGAAGCCGUUCAAAUGUCCUUUCUGCAGCUAUGCUUGUCGGAGAAGAGACGCCCUCACAGGACACCUCAGGACACACUCUGUGGGCAAACCUCACAAGUGCAACUACUGCGGACGAAGCUACAAACAGCGCAGUUCACUGGAGGAGCACAAGGAACGUUGCCACAACUAUCUUCAGAAUGUCAGUUUGGAGGCUGCGGGACAGGCCAUGAGUCACCACGUACCUCCUAUGGAAGAUUGUAAGGAUCCAGAACCCGGGAUGGAUAAUGAUAUUUCUCUGGUGCCUUUUGAGAGACCUGCUGUUAUAGAGAAGCUGACGGGCAAUAUCGGAAAACGCAAAAGCUCCACCCCACAGAAGUUUGUGGGAGAGAAGCUCAUGAGAUUUGGCUACCCAGAUAUUCACUUUGAUAUGAACCUAACCUAUGAGAAGGAGGCCGAGCUGAUGCAGUCUCACAUGAUGGACCAAGCCAUCAACAAUGCAAUCACCUACCUUGGAGCUGAGGCGCUUCAUCCUCUGAUGCAGCAUACUCCGAGCACAAUCUCAGAGGUGGCCCCCGUCAUCAGCUCUGCGUAUUCUCAGGUCUAUCAUCCAAGCAGGAUAGAAAGGCCCAUCAGCCGGGAAACCUCAGAGAGUCACGACAACAACAUGGACGGCCCCAUCUCCCUCAUCAGACCAAAGAGUCGACCCCAGGAAAGAGAGGCCUCCCCCAGCAAUAGCUGCCUAGAUUCGACUGACUCAGAAAGCAGCCACGAUGACCACCAGUCCUACCAAGGAAUCCCUGCCUUAAAUCCCAAGAGGAAGCAGAGCCCAGCGUACGUGAAGGAGGAUGGCAAGGCAUUGGAUGCCACAAAGGCAUCUAAGGGCUCUCUGAAGGACAUCUACAAAGUCUUCAAUGGAGAAGGGGAGCAAAUCCGAGCCUUCAAGUGUGAGCACUGUCGAGUCCUUUUCCUAGACCAUGUCAUGUAUACAAUCCACAUGGGUUGCCAUGGCUACCGGGAUCCCCUCGAAUGCAACAUCUGUGGCUACAGGAGCCAGGACCGUUACGAGUUCUCAUCGCACAUCGUCCGAGGGGAACACACAUUCCACUAGGCCUUUGCAUCCGGAGGGGACCCGAAUGAAGGAGAAGGACUGCACAUGAAGAAAUUCUGCACUUACAAUCCCCCCCUUCCCUCGGACAUUAACACGCGUUUUGGGCUUUUUUAUUGUUAUCGCUGUCGGUAAUUCUGAUCCUAAGGACCCAAGCUCAGUGGCUCUGCCGAAUUUUGAGGAAGGAAAAGUGGAGGGAAGGGACAGGGCCAUCUGGGUUUCGCUUUGUUUGUGGAAAUCGAAGGGCGCGGUGCAUCGCUUGGCUCAGCUGGCCCUUGCGUGGUGGGAAAAUCACCCCGCAUCUAAAGGAUGCCACUUGGCCUCUCGAUUCCAGGAUUUUGAUUUGGGACAGGAAAGCAGAGCAUUUCAAAAUAGAACUUUUGUAUGACAUGAGUCAUUGAAAAGAGCAAGAGGAGUUUGGCUCACAGAGUAGAAGAAAAAUUGUUUUCAAAAUGUAAACGGUUUUCUGGUAACGAUCUGGGAGCACCAAUCAAACUUGAUGUUCUACUCGAUGAUACUUCCUAGGGUGAGCUAUCGUCAUGGCGGGGGUGGGGGUUCUCAGUUUACUUCCUCUCUGGAAUUUAUAAUAUGUAUAACACUGUACCACAUAGCAACACUUUCAUGUUACAAGUGGUUAGGAUUGCUUACAGUACAUUUGAGGUCCUGUGAUCUUAUUUUUCUAAACCUAAGAAGCACCUUUUUAGAAUUACUGACUUGCUGUUAUACCAUAAUUUUGGUGACUUUGGCAUUUUGUAGACACCCUGGCAGCCUUAGUUUUAACAUGUUUUACGAAUUGGUAAUUAUGAAUAACGUUUCUACCCACUUUUCAAGAUAAUAAAUGGUCUAGGAGCGACUGAGGCAGUAGUUUUCUGGAGGGUUUCUGCUGCUUUUUUGUAAUGAUUUUUGUUCAUUUUUUUAAGUUCAUAU
Messenger RNA from Tachyglossus aculeatus (Australian echidna), 2682 nucleotides. It is a transcript of the gene IKZF2, whose product is annotated as IKAROS family zinc finger 2. Bases 169 to 1758 code for a protein of 529 amino acids. The transcript has 9 exons. Gene Ontology annotation, molecular function: DNA-binding transcription factor activity; RNA polymerase II cis-regulatory region sequence-specific DNA binding. Lineage: Eukaryota; Metazoa; Chordata; Mammalia; Monotremata; Tachyglossidae. Gene Ontology annotation, biological process: regulation of transcription by RNA polymerase II. The record is from RefSeq and is a predicted model, not a curated record.